Impatiens glandulifera is the source of this 1374-nucleotide messenger RNA. RefSeq names its product putative pentatricopeptide repeat-containing protein At4g17915. The record is from RefSeq and is a predicted model, not a curated record. Lineage: Eukaryota; Viridiplantae; Streptophyta; Magnoliopsida; Ericales; Balsaminaceae. Gene Ontology annotation, molecular function: protein binding. The transcript has a single exon. Bases 1 to 1374 code for a protein of 457 amino acids.
AUGGUUUCCAAAAAUUCAACCAAGUUAUUAAAUAUAAGUGUAGCUUCUUUUUGUAAGAGUAACCAGUUGAAGAAAGCCGAAAUUGCUAUAAAAGAUGGUAUUCAAUCAGGUGUAUUACCCGAUGUUGUUACUUAUAAUACCUUAAUUUCUCCAUAUUGUCGUAUUGUCGGAUUUGAUGCUGCUUUUUCAGUUAUUUCUAGAAUGAAAAAUGUUGGAAUUGAAGCAGACCGUUUUACCUAUACCGCAUUGAUGACUUGUGCGAACACUCAUUGCUUGUUUGAGACAACUAUGAAAUUGUUCGAUAAAAUGGUCACGAGAAAUAUCAAACCAAAUGUUUGGUCUUACAACAACUUGAUUCAUUGUUAUUUCAAAUCAGGAAAUCCAAAGGAAGCUAUCAAGGUAUUUAAUGACAUAAUUGAUCCUUGUCCAACAACUUUUAAUAUAAUGAUUAAUGGAUUAUUCAACAGCGGUUAUCCAACCAACGCAUUCAUUUUCUUUAGGAAUUUGCAAUGUCGUGGUUUUGUCCCACAAUUAUCUACUUUCAACAUUCUUAUUAACGGUCUUUGCAAAUCAGACAUGCUAGAUUCCGCAACAAGAAUUUUAUCGGAGCUUGAGGAAUCAGGUCAUAAGUCAAAUGAGAUAACUUACACGACGAUAAUGAAAUAUUGUUUUAAUUCUCGAAAGUAUGAAAAAGGGUUUGAGAUAUUUUACGAGAUGAGAGAUUUAGGUUACGCAUUCGACUCGUUUGGAUAUUGCACGGUUAUUGGUGCUUUGGUUAAGAUUGGUAGAUUAAACGAGGCUAAUAAAUAUGCUGAAGAGAUGUUGAGAAACAAGGUUAAGCUGGAUUUAGUGUGUUACAACACAUUGAUUAAUCUAUCAUUUAAACGAGGGAAAUUUGAGGAAGUUGAUAAAUUAUUAAAAGACCUUGAGAAGGCCGGUUUUGCACCUGAUAAGUACACCGAUGCGACAAUAAUCGAUGGAUUUCUCAAUUCGGGUGAUUUUGAUAAGGCUAAAAAGCUUUUGGAUAAGGGUCAAAUUGGUUUAGAUUUUAACAUUGUGGCUUUCAAUAGUUACUUAAACGCUUUGGCUAAGAAUGGAGAUCUUAAUGGUGCGAUGACGAUGGCUUUCAAUUCGAGUGGUUUUAGGGAUUCAUAUACGUUUUCUUCUUUGGUGCAUCAUCUUUGUAAGUUUAGAAGAUAUAAUAAAGCAUUUAUGUUACUUCAAGCUUAUGUAAGAUUCGGCGGAAAGAUUCUUUUGUCAGCUCAAAGAGCCGUUUUUAAUGGACUUCGAGAUUCAGGGUUAAUAAACGAAGCUAAUGAAGUUUAUAAGAUAAUUCAAUCAUCGAAGUCGAAUGACAUGGACGUAUACGAGUGA